Messenger RNA from Dovyalis caffra, 1893 nucleotides. The record is from the annotation of a GenBank genome assembly. Lineage: Eukaryota; Viridiplantae; Streptophyta; Magnoliopsida; Malpighiales; Salicaceae.
AUGGAAGAGGAAAUCAAAGCAGAAUUCAACAAGAUCGGGUUCGCUCUAGACGAUGAAGAAGAAAUCCUCAAGAAAUGUAUUACUUUCUGUAUAAAUUACAAUCUGAAGCCAUCAGAACUUGUCUCAAGCUGGGAGGUUUACUAUCUUAAUAGGCAACUCGAUGGGUCGACAGUUCAAAAUGCUGAAAUGGAUGGGUUCUUGUUGCACUUGCAAAAUGAACAGAAAGACGCUGUUUUUAAAGAGGAACCCAAUUUGCAUAUCUAUUCAAGCAAAGAUGUGGACAUGAUAUUGAAUUACGGUGAAGAAGAUUUGAAAGAAGAAAUUCCUGGCACUCCAACGGACAAAUCACUAAAACUUUACUCGGAUCCAUUCGAUUCAACACCCAAAUCAUAUGGAAAUGGUUAUUCUUCUGGGAAACCAUCAAAACUUGUGACACCGUUUGGGCGACGUUCUGAUAAGUUUGAGGUCAAAUUCAACAUUGUUAACCUUUCGGUUGUGGAAAACAAUGACGAUGAGCAUGACAAUGGGAAUCUUGAGGAUGAGAUUAUUAAGAGGGCUCAACCUUGCAAGAGGUGUUCUUUGAUGGUCCAUGAAUUGGGACUAGAUCCUGGUUGCAGGUUCAUGUAUGACAGGAUUGAAGAUAGGUUCAAUGCACUUGAAAAUCGAAUUAGAAAGCAUGCAACAGCACUUUUUGCUUCUGGCCUGUAUGAGGAACCAAUGGACCCAACAGUCGCCUCACAGAGAAAUAUACUCGCUGUUGGAAUGAUCUGUUGUGAUGGAGAAGGUCGUUUAAAUGAGAAUUCCAUCAUGUUGCAAAGCAGUGUUCAGCAUUCUGGAGGCCGCAAUGUUCGUUUAGACUUGCAUAACUUGAACCAGUUCUCCAUUUUUCCAGGACAGAUUGUAGCUAUUGAAGGUCAAAAUCCUAGCGGACAUUGUUUGAUUGCAUCAAAAUUGGUGGACUCUGUUCCUUUAUCUGCCCCUGCUGCUGUGAAUCAGCAUCCUACAAAGAAGCAAGCUUUGGAUCAGGACGUUGAGUCAACUGAUUCUUCUUAUGUACAAAAAGAGAUAUCAGCUCUUAUUGCUUCGGGCCCUUUCACCACAACAGAUAAUUUAUUAUUUGAGCCUCUGACAGAGUUGUUAGCAUAUGCAGGCAGAAAGUUACCGCAAUUGCUUAUACUGAUGGGACCAUUCGUUGAUUCUGAACAUCCAGAGAUUAAGAAAGGGACUAUAGACGGGAGCUUUGAUGAGUUGUUUCGUCUGGAAAUACUGAGAAGGUUGCAAGACCAUGUGGAAUAUACUGGCACUUAUGUGCGUGUGAUUCUUGUUCCAUCUAUACAGGAUGCUCAGCAUGAUUAUGUUUUCCCGCAGCCUGCUUUUGAUAUUCAUUCCCCCAAUCUCAAAGAUCAGAUAGUCAGUCUCUCAAAUCCAGGAAUUUUUGAAGCAAAUCAGGUCAAAGUAGGAUGCUGCUCAGUGGACAUUCUAAAACAGAUAAGCAGAGAGGAGAUGUCACGAAAUCCUGCAGAUGGAACACCCAGUGAUCGAAUGAGUAGACUUGCAAACCAUAUUAUCAGUCAGCGUAGCUUUUAUCCUCUAUAUCCACCAGCUGAAGACAUUCCAUUGGAUUUUUCACUUGCUCCAGAAGCUCUUAACAUUACAUCAAUCCCAGAUAUUCUCAUCCUGCCUUCAGAUAUGAAGUACUUUAUAAAGGUGUUGUCCCUGGGUGAAGGGGAAGAGCAAAGGAAGUGCAUAUGCAUAAACCCAGGAAGACUGGCAAAGGGAGAGGGAGGUGGCACUUUUGCAGAGCUUAACUACCAGGGGAGUCCUGACAAGAUGAAUGCUUCAAUUAUAGUGGGUUCAGAAAACUCAUUGCAAUACAAGAUUUCCGCAUAUUAG